AUGCCCAGUUAUGCCAAGUUCCUUAAAAAUAUUUUCAAUAAGAAGAAGAAAUGGACCGAAUAUGAGACCGUAGCUCUUACUGAAGGAUGUAGUGUGCUUCUAACCAACAAAAUACGCCCUAAGCUUAAAGACCCAGGGAGUUUUACUAUUCCUUGUUCUAUAGGUGGUAAGGAGAUUGGUAAGGCAUUAUGUGAUUUAGGAGCUAGUAUCAACCUUAUGCCCUUGUCUGUUUUCAACACCCUAGGCAUAAGAGAAGCUAGACCCACCACUGUCACCUUGCAAUUGGCCAAUAGAAGCAUAGCUUAUCCAAAAUGUAAGAUUGAGGAUGUUUUAGUUCAGGUUGACAAAUUCAUCUUUCCGACUGACUUCAUCAUCAUAGAUUUUGAGGCUGAUAAAGAUAUUCCCAUAAUCAUAGGAAGACCUUUCUUAGCCACUGGUGGAACCUUGAUUGAUGUCCAAAAGGGAGAGCUAACCAUGAGACUCCAAGAUCAGAAAGUCACAUUCAAUGUCUUUAAUUCCUUAAAGUUCCCUGAUUACUUAGAGGAAUGCUCAGGAGUUACUGAGAUUGAUACAAUGUGCUAUGAGGAAGGAGUUAAGAAGGCCUGUAAGCUAGAGGAGGAGGAUAGUGUUGAGAUAGAUGAUGAUACUGUUGAGGAUUUAGAAGGUGAUGUCACAUCUGAUGCUGCAGCAUUUGAGUUGUUGGACAAUAGUGAGCUUAAGAAUUUUACCCCGUCUAUAAUAUCACCACCUGAUCUGGAGUUAAAGCAACUCCCAUCUCACUUGAAGUAUGCAUAUCUAGGAGAGCAAG
This is a messenger RNA of Cynara cardunculus var. scolymus (artichoke), 808 nucleotides long. RefSeq lists its product as uncharacterized. The annotation marks the transcript as partial. The record is from RefSeq and is a predicted model, not a curated record. NCBI's taxonomy places the organism in Eukaryota, Viridiplantae, Streptophyta, Magnoliopsida, Asterales, Asteraceae. The transcript has a single exon.